Messenger RNA from Aureobasidium uvarum, 897 nucleotides. NCBI's taxonomy places the organism in Eukaryota, Fungi, Ascomycota, Dothideomycetes, Dothideales, Saccotheciaceae. The record is from the annotation of a GenBank genome assembly.
ACCCCCAUCCAUUUCCGCAGUAUGAAUCGCUACGGCAGGCCCGGAUUUGUCGGAGGCGCAUCGUCAAACAAUCGAGCAUCUGCAAACACAAUCUGCCAGAAGUGUUUGAGCAAGGGUCAUUACAGCUACGAAUGCAAAGCGCAAGCUCAAGAACGACCAUACAUCUCUCGUCCCAGUCGCAGCCAGCAACUUCUGAAUCCCAAACUCAAGCCGAAGCUGGCCAACAUUGCGCCAACUCCUACGCCAACCGAGCAAGAGUGCGUCAAAUAUUACCUUGGUACUAUCUCAAGCGCAACCCAAAAGCCCGCCCAAGAAAGGCCGCGCAAACGCUCACUAGACGACAUGGACGACCACAGAUCUUCGCGCAAGCGCUCACGCUCUGCUGCAUCCUUCUCUUCGGCCUCCGUCUCGACCAUCUCCACCCGCUCUCCUUCUCCUCAAAGACCAAGAAACAGACAUGACGCAAAGCAAGAAAGAGAGGCAUCGGCCACAGGAGGUGCUGGCGACAAGCGAAUGCACCCUUCAAACUCUGUUACAUCGCCAGACCACAUGCAAUCGUUCGAAGCUCAUGGCCGCAACACCCGCAUGCGCAGAAAUUCGAGAAGCCCAUCUGAACGUGGAAGAAGAAGAGGCAGGUCAGCAAAUUCAGAAAUACGGAUGCGGUCCGCUUCCGACAGAAACACUCUCAAGGAAGGUCGUGGUCUUACACCCGUUCGACGACCCGACGAUGCCGACAACAACUCAAUGUUGGGGCAGCGUACUGACCUGGAGCGGGCCGAUUACAAAGCCUACCGAGAUCAAGACCGUGAGAUGAAGGAUGUGCCUGGUGGAGAACGCCCUAGGUCUCUGAGCCCUUUCAGCAAGAGAGUCGCCCUGACACAGACCAUGAACAGAUGA